Molecule: messenger RNA, 1426 nt
Organism: Diceros bicornis minor
Lineage: Eukaryota; Metazoa; Chordata; Mammalia; Perissodactyla; Rhinocerotidae
Product: isoaspartyl peptidase/L-asparaginase-like
Exons: 7
Coding region: 109-1035 (308 amino acids)
Molecular function (GO): asparaginase activity
Source: RefSeq, a predicted model, not a curated record
UGUUGCGAGCCGAGCGGGUUCCGGGACUGCCUCGCCGGGGGUGUGGGCUGUGCGGGUUAGGAUACCAGCUGGGAGUCCGCCUUCCGCGGCGUCCUCGGAUCCGUUGGCAUGAAUCCUGUGCUCGUGGUCCACGGUGGCGCAAUCGACCUUGUCGACAAGGACCGGACAGAGCAGGUGCGCCAGGGCAUUGUCAGAGCCGCCACCGUUGGUUACAACAUCCUCAAGGGGGGAGGGAGCGCACUUGACGCGGUGGAAGGAGCCGUGACCGUCCUGGAAGAUGAUCCGGAGUUCAACGCGGGUUGUGGAUCUGUGUUGAACAUAAAUGGUGAAGUUGAAAUGGAUGCUAGUAUCAUGAAUGGAAAAGACCUGUCUGCAGGAGCCGUGUCUGCAGUCCGCUGUGUAGCAAAUCCCAUUAAACUUGCGCGGCUCGUUAUGGAAAAGACACCGCAUUGCUUUCUCACUGACCAAGGGGCAGCAAAGUUUGCAGCAGCCAUGGGGAUUCCAGAGGUUCCUGGAAAGCAGCUGGUAACAGAGAGAAACAUAAAACUCCUAGAAAAGGAGAAGCAUGAGAAAGAUGCUCAGAAAUUAGACUCUCACAAAAACUUGGGAACUGUGGGUGCUGUGGCCUUGGACUGCAAAGGAGACGUGGCUUAUGCGACCUCUACAGGGGGCAUCGUUAAUAAAAUGGCUGGCCGAGUAGGGGACACACCAUGUAUAGGAUCUGGAGGUUAUGCUGACAAUGACAUUGGAGCCAUUUCAACGACGGGGCAUGGGGAAAGCAUCAUGAAGGUGAAUCUGGCCAGACUUGCUCUCUUCCACGUAGAACAAGGAAAGACAUUAGAAGAGGCUGCUGACAUUUCCUUGGGUUAUAUGAAGUCAAGGCUCAAAGGUUUGGGUGGCGUCAUCUUAGUCAGCAAAGCAGGAGACUGGGCAGUAAAGUGGACCUCUGCAUCCAUGCCCUGGGCGGCCGUCAAGGAUGGCAAGCUGCACUGCGGAAUUGAUCUUGACGACACCUGUAUCACUGACCUGCCCUAAGCCCCUGGAAGAUUGUAUUCUAGAUGCUAGCUUGGAGGUAAAGUAUAGUUGCCUGGUGCGGAGACGUAGCUUAAUCAAUUAGAUCUAGAAAUGGAAAAAUUCUGCAGUCUGUCACUCCUUUUGUUGCCUUGAUCAAUAAGUAUAUGUGGAAGAUAAACAAACGCAUGGAUAAGGAGAAUAGAUUGGUGGUUGCCGGAGGAGAAGGGGGUGGGGGGAGGGCGAAAGGGGUAAAGGGGCGCAUAUGUAUGGUGAUGGAUAAAUACUGGACUGUUGGUGGUGAACAUGAUGCAGUUUAUACAGAAACUGAAAUAUAAUGAUGUACCCCUGAAAUUUACAUAAUGUUGUAAGCCAGUAUGACCCCAAUAAAAUAAAAUUAAACAAAAAUAAGUAU